AUGGCCGCCAAAAUCUCCGUCGGUCAGGUCCCGGCCAUGUUUGCCCGGCGACAGCAGCAGGUAUUCGGUGUCGGAAGACGCCUGCAGUCCACCUCUUCUCAGACCCAGAACCCCGCCUACCCGCUCUACCCCUCUGUCGCCCAGCUCCUCCGUGAGAAGGGCAUCCCCAAGACCGAUGUCUCCAAGAUCCCAGCCUCCGGUCCCAAGGGCCGUCUUCUCAAGGGAGAUGUCCUCGCAUACAUCGGCCAGAUCGCCUCCGACUACCCGGCCACCCAGGCCGCCACUCUGGCCAAGCUCGCCCACCUGGACUUGAGCAACAUCAAGAUCGCCCCGGCCUCGGCCCCGGCCGCACCGGCCGCAGUCGAGGAGAAGCCCGUCGCAACUCCUCCUCCCAUGACCUCAGUCGCCAUUUCCAUCUCCCUGUCUGCCGUGCUCUCCGCCCAGAAGAAGCUCCAGGACAACCUUGGCGUCACUGUUCCUCUGUCCCGAUUCUUGGCCGUCGCCACAGACAUCGCCAACGAGGAUCUGCCCCGUCUGGCCAGCUACAAGCCCUCCGCCGAUGAGCUCUUCGAUGAGGUCCUCGGUGCUGAGCCCGUCGACUCAUCCCGUGGUGACUACCUGCCUGAGCUGAAUGCUUUCGAGGCCCCUCAGACUGUGCGCUCCAAGCCUGUCACUGAGGACCUCAUUGAUUUCCUCAGCGCUAAGCCUUCCAAGAAGGCUGCCCCUGCAGCACACGUUGAGUCAGCACCCGGUGCUGCUUCUAACGUCUUCAGCUUGACCGUCCCUGUCGAUGAGCAGUCCCGCGCCAAGGAGUUCCUGGAGCGCAUCAAGACUCUCCUCUCCGUUGAGCCGGCUCGAUUGGUCCUUUAG
Molecule: messenger RNA, 870 nt
Organism: Penicillium olsonii
Lineage: Eukaryota; Fungi; Ascomycota; Eurotiomycetes; Eurotiales; Aspergillaceae
Source: the annotation of a GenBank genome assembly